Triticum dicoccoides is the source of this 2817-nucleotide messenger RNA. Its product is annotated as putative disease resistance protein RGA3. The transcript is spliced from 2 exons. Lineage: Eukaryota; Viridiplantae; Streptophyta; Magnoliopsida; Poales; Poaceae. The record is from RefSeq and is a predicted model, not a curated record. The coding region runs from base 1001 to 2509 and encodes 502 amino acids.
UGGCACAGCGCCAAGCGCCAGGCCGCCAUGGACAGGCCACGGCCAGGUCCGUCAGACCAGCCGGCCGAGCCCGCAGCCAUCACCCAACGAAGCUGCUGCGCCCCACGGACGAGUAGCGCAGAAGCCCAGCCGCUGCAUCUCGCCCAGCCAUCCAGGCAACAAGCGCCUCGCCGCAACCUUCUCGCGUCAGAUCCAGGCCAACCCCGCCUUCCAGCGCCAGCCGAAGAAAGACCCCGCCGCCGCCGUCACCGGAACUUGCCGUGCUUCGCCGGCCGGCGCAUCUGGCGGCGGCGAGAUGAGGGGAGGGAAUGGAGGAACGACGGUGCGGCGAGAGUUUCGCCCCCCGAGUCGCCAGGAAGCGGGCGACGCGGGGGUGGUAGCAGAUCGGUUGGCCAUUGAUGUCUGGGAUAGGAACAAAGGAUCCUGUUGGGGAGGUGAGCUGGGCAAACUUUCUAGUCAACCUCCUGAGCCUACGGCAGCUCCUCCAUCACAAUUAAAAGAACGACUAUGACAUGCGAGGAAACUUUCUAGUCAAGCUCCUGAGCUUUCAGCAAGCUAGAUGCAAUUCGUCCAAGUCUUCUUUGCCGUCUGCCCAAGGCCAUAUUUCCAUAAAAAGCCUUCCUGAAGAGAGAAGAACAUAGACAAGUGUGACCCUUCUCCUUGUGCUCAUGGAUGGCAGCUGUUACAUCGCAGAAGUUCCCCAGUUAGUCCAUACUGCUGACUUGCUGAGCAAAGCGAAGACAAGUCACCAUGAUUUUUCCAUGGUGUAUGAAAAGAUCAGCUGAUGUGCACUUCCAGGACCAGUCUAUAUCAUCGUGGAAUCUUAUUUCUUCAGUCUGGAGGUGGAGGUAGUCCAUUACCUAACUGAUAUUUUUCAGCACCUACGGCCAUCGACAUACAGAACAACAAACACCACCAGCCUACAAUUAUUCCACCGCCUCCUCCUGCCCUCUGUUCGAUUCCCUGGUUAUUUAGCACCCUUCGAUCGGAGGAACUGAAGAUGGAGCUUGCCCUAUCUGCAGUAGCAGGUGAACUCGUGAGCCGAUUCCUCUCCUUCCUCGCCGACAGGUACCUCCACUCUAGCCACCCGGCACAAUGGGAAGAGAAGCAUCUGAAGAAGUUGCGGCAGCUGCUCCUGAGAGCUCACACGGUCGUCGAGGAGGCUGAUGGAAGAUACAUCACCAACUCCGGGAUGCUGGCGCAGCUCAGCAUGCUCGCUGAUGCCAUGUACCGUGGCUACUGGGCACUAGGUGCGUCCAGGUACAUCUCACUCGAAAAGUCUAUGGAGGAGGGGGUUGUUCGCAAUCCAUCUCCUCCCAAACGUUUUCGCAUGGUUCAUGGAAGUGCUAGAAAGAACAAGGCCACAUCCCUCGUUGACUUGCAGGGCGCGUUGGAGAGCUUGGAGGAUGUAGUCGCUGGCAUGACGGAGUUUGUUGUUCUUUUGGGUGGUUGCGACCGUAUGCUGCGUCGACCAUACGAUGCGUAUCUAUACAACGACAACAUCAUGUUCGGACGUCACGCCGAGAAGCAAAAGCUCCUGAACUUCAUGUUGUGGCACAACUCUCCUGGUGGUGGUGCGCCGGCUAUCCUUCCCAUCAUCGGUGCUCCUGAAGUCGGGAAGAGGACUCUGGUCGCCCAUGUAUGCAAGGACGACAGGGUCCGCUCACACUUCUCUUCGAUCCUGCACCUGAAUGGUGAUUCCUUUAGUAGCCUGGUAGACCAUGAUCGUAGCCUCUUGCCAGGCAAGAUACUGGUGGUUGUUGAGCUUGUUUCAGAUGUUGACGAGGACGAUUGGGCCAAGUUCUGUUCAGCCGUAGCAACAAGCAUGGACAAUGGAAGCAAGGUGGUCAUCAUCAGCCGGCUUAAAAGUACAGAGCGACUCGGAACAGUUGAGCCAAUCCUUCUCAAUACCCUGUCAUACGAGGAGUUCAGCUACCUCUUCAAGACACUCGCGUUCGGGAGCGCGAAUCCGGCACAGCACCCACGGUUAGCACGGAUAGCAGACGACUUGGCCAGGGAGUCCAGGGAAUUCCACUCGGAAUAUUCACUCUGCGAUGCAAACAUAUUGGCUGAUUUAAUGAGAAGGAAUCUGAACAACCGUUUCUGGUUCGGCAUGCAGAGCAGGGUGAGAAAGACCGUCGAGAAGAACCUAUCCAUGUUCGGGGCGCACCCGAGGUUGCUCGCCCAGAGACGCCAGCAGAUAGACAUUACAGACUUUGUCUUGCAUCCUGCUGCUUCUCCACUGUGCAUCGUGCCUUCCUAUACCAGCGGCAGCAGCCGCACUGAGGUUGUUGUGGGAAGGGAGUUUCUUCCAAGGGUGAGGCUUGGGGAUCUUGUGAUGGAUACUGGAGUUCGUCCACAAGGGGAUUUCAAUGUGGUUGCGUGGGAAUCAAGGUUGCCGCCUUACACCUCAUUAGUUCUAUUCGUUCCAAAUGGAGAUGGUGCUCCAGGUGUGGUGGAACAGAGUACUCCCCUGUCUGGGAGGAAGCGUGCAACGGUGCCUUUGUAAGGCCUUUUGAUUUGAACGAUUCCUACGGGGAUUUUGAAGAGUUGGAAUCUCAAGUAUUCGCUCAAUUUACAAAUAGAUAGUUUAAAUAUUUACAUGGUCUUCAAUACAUAUCUUUUAAUCAUGGAAACCUUCUAGGAAGUCAUGUAUUUAUGAACUGUAAUUUGUGUGUGUAAGAUGUUUAAUUUGUAGGAUUGUCUCUUAGGGGUUUUAUCUAAAGAACCAUUUGUAUUGCAUUACAUAGGAAGUUUUUCAAUGACCUAAACUUCUUGGAAAAUUUUGUUCUUUUGGUGCACUCGAUUUUUCAUCAA